CAUCUACCAAAAAUAAAAGGAUAGUGUUAUGACCAUGGCUUCAUCACUUUUUGUGCCUUCAUCUACAAUGGAAGAAGAAGCCAGAUUCGAAUCCGAAGUAGCCGAGGUACAAGCAUGGUGGAACUCAGAGAGGUUCAGACUAACCCAAAGACCAUACUCAGCAAAAGAUGUAGUUUCUCUAAGAGGAAACCUAAGACAAACCUAUGCUUCAAAUGAGUUAUCCAAAAAGCUAUGGAGACUUCUCAAAACACACCAAACAAACAGAACAGCAUCAAGAACAUUUGGUGCACUUGAUCCAGUUCAAGUUACUCAAAUGGCAAAACACUUGGACACAAUUUACGUCUCAGGUUGGCAAUGUUCAUCCACACACACAACAACCAAUGAACCUGGUCCUGAUCUUGCCGAUUAUCCUUACGACACUGUCCCGAACAAAGUUGAACAUCUUUUCUUUGCUCAACAAUAUCAUGACAGAAAACAAAGAGAAGCGAGGAUGAGUAUGAGUCGGGAAGAACGAGCAAGGACGCCGUUUAUUGAUUAUUUGAGGCCAAUUAUAGCUGAUGGUGACACUGGCUUUGGCGGCACGACAGCUACUGUUAAGCUUUGUAAGCUUUUUGUCGAACGCGGUGCUGCGGGAAUUCACAUUGAGGAUCAAUCUUCUGUGACGAAAAAAUGCGGUCACAUGGCCGGGAAAGUUUUGGUUGCAAUAAGUGAACAUAUUAAUAGGCUUGUUGCUGCUAGGCUUCAAUUUGAUGUUAUGGGUGUUGAAACUGUUUUGGUUGCUAGAACCGAUGCCGUUGCUGCUAAUCUUAUUCAAUCCAAUAUUGAUACAAGGGACCAUCAAUUUAUUUUGGGCGUGACGAAUCCAAAUUUGAAGGGAAAGAGUUUGGCAACAGUUAUGGCAAAGGGAUUUGCGGCCGGAAAGAAUGGAGCUGAGCUUCAGGCAUUGGAGGAUCAUUGGUUGUCGAAUGCGCAAUUGAAGACUUUCUCGGAAGCGGUUAUAGAUGCAAUUAAGAAUCAAAAUGUUAAUGAGGAUGAGAAAAGGAGGAAGUUGAAUGAGUGGAUGCAUUUUUCGAGUUACGAGAAGUGUCUUUCCAUUGAGGAAGGUAGAGAAAUAGCUGAGAGAUUUGGUGUGAGAAAUCUCUUUUGGGAUUGGGACUUACCUAGAACUAGAGAAGGGUUUUAUAGGUUUAAGGGAUCUGUUACCGCAGCUAUUGUUCGCGGUUGUGCUUUCGCGCCACACGCUGAUCUUAUAUGGAUGGAAACAGCGAGUCCGAAUGUGGUUGAGUGCACACAAUUUUCUGAAGGUAUGAGAUCAAAAUGGCCACAAAUGAUGCUUGGUUACAAUCUUUCGCCGUCUUUUAAUUGGGAUGCUUCUGGUAUGAGUGAUGUGGAAAUGAAAGAUUUCAUUCCUAAGAUAGCUCAAUUAGGGUAUGUUUGGCAGUUCAUAACUGUUGGUGGUUUGCACUCUAAUGCAUUAAUCACUUCAACAUUUGCAAAGGAUUUUGCGAAUCGAGGAAUGUUAGCUUAUGUCGAAAGGAUUCAGAGAGAGGAGAGGAACAAUGGUGUUGAUACACUUGCUCAUCAGAAAUGGGCUGGUGCUAAUUACUACGAUCGGUACCUUAAAACUAUCCAGGGAGGUGUCGCGUCAACCGCUGCAAUGGGAAAAGGAGUAACUGAAGAUCAAUUUAAAGAAACAUGGACUAGGCCAGGAGCAGUGGGCAUUGAUAGAGGAAAUGGAAACAUGGUGGUUGCUAAGGCCAGAAUGUGAAAGAGCUAUACUUUUGCUGAACUAUGCUACUAAGUGAUGAAUUUGGGUGAAAUUCCAAUAAUUUAUCAAUGUGUGUAUUGGAUUGGAAUAAAUGUGUAAUAUAAUUAAAUAGGCCAUUAAAUCAUUGUCGUAUUUUUUGGCUGCAUAAUUUCUAUUAUUUCCUACAUUCUUCAAACUCUCAAGCCUUAAUAUGGGCAAGGUGGGAAAGAAGACUAGUAAUAUGUGUGUUUGUAAUUUGUU
Messenger RNA from Trifolium pratense (red clover), 2008 nucleotides. Its product is annotated as isocitrate lyase 1. Bases 29 to 1768 code for a protein of 579 amino acids. Gene Ontology annotation, cellular component: glyoxysome. Lineage: Eukaryota; Viridiplantae; Streptophyta; Magnoliopsida; Fabales; Fabaceae. Gene Ontology annotation, biological process: carboxylic acid metabolic process. Gene Ontology annotation, molecular function: isocitrate lyase activity. The record is from RefSeq and is a predicted model, not a curated record. The transcript has 3 exons.